Messenger RNA from Plutella xylostella (diamondback moth), 1065 nucleotides. RefSeq lists its product as uncharacterized. NCBI's taxonomy places the organism in Eukaryota, Metazoa, Arthropoda, Insecta, Lepidoptera, Plutellidae. The record is from RefSeq and is a predicted model, not a curated record. Gene Ontology annotation, biological process: DNA integration. Gene Ontology annotation, molecular function: nucleic acid binding.
AUGCACGUCGUGAACGAGCUGCGCCAGCGCUACUGGGUGGUGAAGCUGCGCAGCGCCGUGCGCGCCGCCGCCGCGCGCUGCCCGCUCUGCCGCCGCCGCCGCGCCGCGCCCGCCGCCCAGCGCAUGGGGCCGCUGCCCGCAGCGCGCCUGCAGCACCACAGGCGACCUUUCAGCUGCACAGGUAUCGACUAUUUUGGUCCGAUGGAGAUAACAGUAGGCCGCAAGAGACAGAAGGUCUAUGGUGUAUUAUUUACAUGCCUCACCAUCCGUGCUAUUCAUAUUGAGUUAGCUGAGAGCCUCACAACUGAUAGCACAAUAAUGGCCCUGCGAAGAAUGAUUGGCCGCAGGUCCACACCGAGCGUAAUCUGGUCCGAUAACGGGACCAACCUUCGAGGGUGUGAUGCGGAACUACGCCAGAGUAUACGGGAGCUGAACACCGAGAAGCUACGCGAAGAUGGCCUCAGCAGAGGCAUAGAGUGGAGGUUCAUUCCACCAGGUGCGCCUGAGAUGGGCGGCGCCUGGGAGAGGAUGAUACGAACAGUAAAAACAGCCUUGAAAGUUGCGUUAAAGGAACGCGCUCCACACCGAGAGACACUAUCAACCCUGUUGGUUGAAGUGGAAGGGCUAGUCAAUAGUCGUCCGAUCACUCACGUAUCCACGGAUCCCAACUACCCGGAAGCCCUAACUCCGAAUCAUUUUUUAAUCGGAACUUCUUCUAACGGCCCAGCUUUCGGCAAAUACGAUGACGGCGACCUCUGUCUUAGGAAACAGUGGCGUAUAGCGCAGCGUCUAGCUGAUAUGUUUUGGAGUAGGUGGAUAAAAGAGUAUCUUCCAACUCUGUUACCUAGGCAGAAAUGGCAAACUGACGAAAGAGCGUUGCGAGUUGGAGAUUAUGUUGUACUGGUAGAUACUAAAGUAGACCGUGGUUGUUGGCGCCACGGAGUGGUGAGCGCGGCGCACGCCGGCGCCGACGGCCGCGCGCGCGUGGUGGACGUGCGCACGCGCGCCGGCGUGCUGCGCCGCCCCGCCACGCGCGUCGCCUUGCUCUCACCUAUUGAUUCGUAG